GCCGUGCCCGAGGGGCGGAGCGAUGGCGGUGCCGGCGGAGCGCGUCUCUUACAGGUUCGCCGUGCUGCUCUUCAACUGCCUCCUCACCUUCGGCUCCUACUUCUGCUUCGACAUGCCCGGCGUCCUGCAGCAGCAGCUCCAGGGGAACUUGACCUGCCCCAAUGGAACCCACCAUAACAGCACUGGGCGCAAUGGCACGCUGGAGUGUGUGGAAGGCUUGGGAAUGACCCCAGCUCAGUACAACCUGCUCUACGCGAUCUACGCCUGGACAAAUGCAGUAGUGGUUAUUCUGGCUGGAUUCCUGAUUGAUAAACUGGGAAAUCACUUUGGUGUCUUUGUUUUCUCUCUUCUCACUGUGCUGGGAUCAUCCCUCUUUGCUCUAGGCUCACACUUUAAGGGCUCACCAUACCUCCUUCCAAUGAUGCUAACAGGAAGACUGCUCUUUGGCUCUGGGAACGGGUCACUUACUAUUGUGCAGAAUCGUAUCACAGCCUUCUGGUUCAAGGGGAAGGAACUGGCACUGGCUUUUGGACUGACUCUGUCCUUCUCCCGUCUUGGGAGUGUCCUCAACUUCUUCUUCACCCAGCAGUUUGAGGCAAAGUUUGGAAUGCAGUGGACUCUCUGGGGAGGGAGCCUGCUCUGUGUGCUGGGGCUUGUUUCAGCCCUCACAGUCAGUGUGCUGGAUAAAGUGGGCAUGAAGCAGCUGGGCUUGGAUGGCAUUAUCCAGCAAGAAUCCAAAAAAGUGCGGAUUCAGGACAUCCAGCACCUUCCCCUUCGCUACUGGCUCCUGGUCCUCACCAUCAUGUUCUUCUACAACGGAGUGUUCCCCUUCGUGGCUGAUGCCAGCAAGUUUAUCCAGGAUAAAUAUCCCGGUUACAGUCAGCAGGCAGCAGCUUACAUUGCUGGGGCAGUGUACGACAGCUCCCUUGUCCUCUCUGCAGCAGUUGGCAUUUUAAUUGACUACGUUGGACUGAGAGGUGUCUUUGCUGUUGGCUGUGCCACGCUGACUCUGCCCGUCUUCGCUCUCCUGGCCUUCACGUUUGUGCCUCCGCUGGUCUCUACCAUCUGGCUGGGGAUCACUUACUCCUUCGCUGCCGCUAGUAUGUGGCCAUCUAUACCCCUUGUGGUGCCCCAAGCAACUUUAGGGACAGCGAUGGGGCUGGCAACUUCUGUGCAGAUGGUUGGAGUUGGCCUUUCAAAUCUGAUUGUUGGACACAUGCUGGGAACAAAGUCCAGUGAACUAAAGAUCCCCCUGUGGCGCUGGCAACAGAUGAUGAUCUUUAUGCUGGCAAACGCUGUCGCCUGCAUCAUUGCCUCCAUUGGCCUCAAUGUUGUGGACAAGAAACAGGAUGAGACGCUGAACAGAACCAGAAAGGGAGCACCCAUGGGGCAGGACAGAGACCCCGCAGAUGCAGCACAGCUCCUUGAGGAUGAAACGAGAACCGAGGGCUCUGUCAGCUGAACCUUGGCAGGGAGAGAACCAUGGCCCUGCCAGACACAGCACUGGUCACUUCUGCCUGAAAGCAGAUUUUAGCCUGUGUACUUCAAACAUCUUUAAGGGGAAUCUUGAAGGGAAUUGUCUAGAAAAAGGGAAUGUUUCCACUUUCUUAUGCCUGGCACAGCAAUGGAAGGGGUGUGCUCUGGUUCUCGGGCAUUCAACACCCCCCCACCUGCAUGGGGCACGUUAAGGGCCACACUGCAGUCACUGAAGCUCACCCAGCUAACCUUGUUCAUGAACCAUUAGACAGCUGCUUGUCAGCCUUGCAGGUGUGCCUGCCUGCUCUGCCACAAGAAUCCUUCACAGCAGCACUCACUAAUCCAUACAGGGUUAGCCUGAUGUUUCACCCCCUGCUCUAGAUUAGCCUCUUUCACAAAUCACAUGCGUGUGCAAGUGACACCAUCAUUAUUCUUUAGGCAGGAGCCUGAAUUAAUCAAAUUGAUGACCUUUUGCACACAAGCCUCGCUUAAUUGCUUAUUACUUUACUAGAAAUGCUUCUGUAAGCUAUGCCUAUUCAUUGCCCUUCAAAAGCAUAAAGGGUUUUGAUCUGGAAUCCUGUCCUUUACACCAAGGUGCUCUUACUCAUGAAGGCUAGAGGCUUAUUUUACUCAACCAACUGCCCUUUGCACUAUGCAAACGCUCACAAACACUCACAGUGUUUACAAAAGGACAAAGGAGGCUUUAAGAAUGAAGUAAACUGUACCACAGCCAAGUACGAGAACUGCUGAAGUGAACGACACUUAAAUUACUAAAAUUCUGAAGAGCAGCUGUACUCAAGUUGCAUUUAAUAUAAACAGUAGUAGAUUGAAAGCAAUUUAGGUACUGACAGCACCCAGUAAAGUCACAUUUUAAGACAAAUGGACUCAUCAAAUCAAAGCUUGGUUAAACUGAUUUACUGAAGAGGAUGAGCUCAGAGAGCAAGGUCUUCAAGUUUUAAGUUACACUGUGAGUUCAUUUCAGACCACAGUUAAAGGAUUUCCCUUUUGGAGUUUGGUGCAGCAGAAAUUUAGAGGGUGGGCUUGAGAAGUCACAGAACUGCAAAAGUCACAGGCUCCUCUAGUUUGGUGGUGGCCUCCCAAGAUCAUUGAGUCCCACAGCCCAGCUCAGGCAGGGGCAACCAGAGCAUGUUGUCCAGGACUUGUAUCUGGUGAGAGUUUGAGCAUCUCCACAGAUGGACUCUGCAGUCUCUCUGAGCCACUUGUCCCAGUGCCUGAUCCCUUUCAGGAAAAAGGUGGAUCCUUGCAGAUGGAAUUCCAUGUGGUUUCCCUCGUGCCCAUUGCCUCCUGUGCAGAGCAGUCAGGCCCCCCCAUCCUCGCUCUCUCCCAGCAGGUACUUGAGCACACUGGUCAGACCUCCUGGAGCCUUCUGGAGCAGCCCCAGCUCUCUUGGCCCCUUCUCCCGUGAAAGAUGCUCCAGUCCAUUUACCCCCUUUGUGGCUCAUUUGGCACUUGCUAAAUCACAUCUCUUUUGUACUAGAGAACCCAAAAUUGCACUCAGUGCUCCAUGCAAGGUCUCACCAGUCAGACUCCUCAGUGGCUUCAAAACACCCCUCAGUAGCUUCAGAACACCCCUCAGCCUCCAUUCACUACACUGUUCUUCAGUGCUGAAAUCCUGCACUUGCAUUUUUUUACUGGAAGAACCCCAUGGUGAAUUUCCAGCUGUGAUUAUGAAGAACCACAUGCAGCAGUGCUGUAGAUUCAUGUUGGAGGCUUGUGUACAGAAGAAAAUACGUGUUCGGAGCUGAUUUGUGUCUCCAUACACUGGUUCAGAAGCAGCAGCUUUCUCAGUUUAUACCAUGUGAUGCUGCAGCUAAACAACUGAGGGUUGGUGCUGCAAUGAGUGCUGGGAUAGCCGGUGAAAGUCCUGUAUUUGCUCCUUCAUGGAAGAAGCUCACUCGAAAACCAGGCAUUCCUGUUUACCAUCCCAUAAUCUACCUCCAGAUGACUAGAAAAUAAAUGUUAUGUCUUCUGUUUUGAAGAAAGAGUUAUGACAUACUUUCCUUAAAGUCUGCCACUGGUUAACAAGGUUUGUGCCGGUGUAGCACUGCCUGCUCUGCCAGGUGUCACUGGGAAGCAUUCCUGCCCCUCUCUGUGUUUGCUGCCUACAUGGAGAACUUCUUUUGGCUAGAGAGGGUUUUGUAGAAACCAUGCUACAAAGAUCCCUGCAUGUGCUUUAAUAAACCCUGUUGAAGAAUCUGAAGAUGUAGGGAGAUUCUGGGGACCUUUGGAUCUGUUGCACAAAGACCAUCUUCAGGGUGGGAGGAGUCUACUGGAGCCUCUCACAGGCAGAGUUGUUCUGGACAGACUGUUCCUGUCUUUCAGCUCAGGUGGAUAAAGCUCGAAGCUGAUCUAACAGCAUGAGCCUUACUGCAGCAGUAGCUGCUCACCUCUGCUGGGCACAUUGACAACUUCCUCUUACUCUGCUUUUAUCAGUAAUGUCUCCCCUGAUGACAAGGAAAGCCACUCUCACUUUGCUUGUCUUCCCCGUUUGUGCUGGACACCUGCUGUUGGGAUUCCAGAGCUCAGCUCUGAGCAGCUUUCUACAAAGCCAUUGCAUGGCUCUACUUUGCUUAAGCUUGUCAUGAAAUGAAAGGGUGGUGGUCACAGAGGUCAACAUGUUGCAAGAGAUAGAAGGAAACAAUCGGGGGUUUUUUGUUUAAUUUUUGUAGAGUUGCACUGAUCAUGUAUACAGGUAACUGAAACCCCACCCCUCACCCUGUCCCCAGCGUUGGGCAACCUGGAGAUGGUGGGCUCCAACAAUAUUCUCUGCCAGAACAUUCCUUUGUCUUAAGACACUGUGGACUGUGAAGCCUGAAGGUGGACAUUAGUUCAGGCAACUCACACUGAGAUGGGUAGGACACCAGAAUUAGAAGGUGGUUGGAGCUAGAAAGGCUGAUGGGUAAAGCAAAUUCCCACAUUCUUGCUGGCUCUUGCCAGUACUUUUGACCUGCUUGAGGAGGAGGAGGAGGUCCUGUUAGCAAUAUAAGGAGCUGCAGCUUGAAAGAAAGGGAAAGCCAGUUCAAGAAAAGAUAGUCUUCAUCCCCAGAGAUGAAACUAAAAAUAAUCAGGGCUGCUAAUUCAGCCCAAUAAUUAAAACCCGCUCUUCCUGCUCACUAUGGUCAGAGGAAGGAGCAAGUGGUUAACUGGGCACAGCCUGGGCAGCCAGCUCAGCCUGCUGGGGGGUUCUGCCCAUCAGUUCUUGGCCAGCAAUGAAUCGUGCCCCCAGUCCUGUCCUUGCACACCUGAUCUCCAGUUAUGACACCAACGGCUCACAUGUGCCCAGGCCUCCCCACAGCCAGGAUGCUGCAACUCCUCUUUAUUCCUUAAGAAAAAUAAACAAUGGAAAACUCCA
This is a messenger RNA of Pipra filicauda (Wire-tailed manakin), 4849 nucleotides long. RefSeq names its product major facilitator superfamily domain-containing protein 1-like. Lineage: Eukaryota; Metazoa; Chordata; Aves; Passeriformes; Pipridae. The record is from RefSeq and is a predicted model, not a curated record. The coding region runs from base 23 to 1462 and encodes 479 amino acids. Gene Ontology annotation, molecular function: transmembrane transporter activity. Gene Ontology annotation, biological process: transmembrane transport. The transcript has 13 exons.